Trichoderma gamsii is the source of this 1938-nucleotide messenger RNA. Its product is annotated as ABC transporter. Gene Ontology annotation, molecular function: ATP binding; ATP hydrolysis activity; ABC-type transporter activity. Gene Ontology annotation, cellular component: membrane. Bases 1 to 1938 code for a protein of 645 amino acids. NCBI's taxonomy places the organism in Eukaryota, Fungi, Ascomycota, Sordariomycetes, Hypocreales, Hypocreaceae. The transcript has 2 exons. The record is from RefSeq and is a predicted model, not a curated record.
AUGGCUCUAGCUGACGAUGGCAAAGAGGACGAUGCUGUUGGGCAGGCUGCCGCAGUCGAUGUGGAGAAGGCGGAGCUUGGAAGCACAACGGACGCAUCUACAGACGGGCCCCUAAACCACAACAAGCUCGACCAGAGCCGCUUCUCCAUCGCCAACGCGGUGAAUCUGUCUCUGGACGAUGUCGAGCCUACGGAUGUUCAGAUCCGGGGACUUACCAUUGCCGUCGAUACUUCUCCUUCAUGGCUGGACCCUUCCACUUAUCCUGAGCUAUUCUCUGCCAAGCUGAAGGCUGCACCGCGCAUCAAGACGCUCUUGCAUUCUGUUGAUGCUAGCUUGAAGCCCGGGACACUGACGGCCAUUAUAGGCGGCAGUGGCUCUGGAAAGACUACGCUGCUGAAUAACCUCGCCGAGAGAGUUGUCAGCUCCAGACUAAGUCAACAGGGGCUGGCAACGUUUAAUGGCCGGGUGGGCGUGAAUAGUGUUCGCCAUGCCUAUGUUAUGCAACAAGAUAUUCUAUUGCCCACUCUGACUGUUCGAGAGACACUGAGAUACUCAGCUGACCUUCGACUUCCAUCGUCAACUACCGCUGAAGAUCGCGAGAGAGUCGUCGAGGAAGUCAUUCGUGAGCUAGGCCUCAAAGAAUGUGCCAACACCCGCAUAGGAAAUAGCCAACACCGUGGAUGUUCCGGAGGCGAAAAGAGACGUGUGAGUAUCGGCGUUCAGCUCCUGGCAAACCCAUCCGUGCUAUUCCUCGAUGAACCAACCACCGGCCUCGACGCGACAAGUGCCUUCCAACUCGUACGAACUCUCAAAUCACUGGCGCAGAAGGGCAGAACCGUCAUCACCACAAUUCACCAGCCCCGAUCAGAAAUCUGGGACCUAUUCGACAACCUCGUCAUCUUGUCCAAGGGCAGCCCCGUCUUCUCAGGCCCCGUCUCCGAAUGUCUCCCCUGGUUCAAGGAGCUUGGAUACCAACUACCGCUGUUCGUCAACCCGGCUGAAUUCGUCAUCGACAUUGCCGCCGUAGACAAUCGCACUACUGAACUAGAAGAAGAAACUUCCGCACGCCUCGAAAGACUGAAAGCGGCAUGGAAGAUUGAAAGCGAAAGUCGUUUCCCACCUGUACAGGACAUUGCUGUGAUGGGAAAACGGAAGAAGCGCUCGCAGGCGGCAACGCAUGCAGGGUUUCUCCGCCAAGUGCGAAUUCUCACAGACCGGACUCUGAAAGUCACGUACCGAGAUCCUCUCGGCAUGACGGCAUCUCUGCUAGAGGCUGUUAUAAUGGGAGUUGUAAUUGGGUACUUGUUUUUUAACCUCGGCCGUGAUCAGGCUGGAAUCCGAUCCCGCGAAGGUCUCCUCUACAUCGCAACCGGCCUUCAGGGCUACUUGAUCCUCAUGUUUGAAACGUAUCGCUUGACCAUCGACAUGCCAACAUUUGAUCGCGAGUCAUCAGAGCACUGCGUCGACGCUGUCCCAUACAUCCUGUCUAGACGCUUGGCUCGUCUCAUCACAGAAGAUUUCCCGGUGCCAUUCUUGUUUUCUCUCAUUCUGUAUUUCAUGGCUGGAUUCGAUCACAAUGCCGCGAAAUUCUUCACCUUCUUCAGUAUUGGCUUUGUCAACCAUUACGCUUGCGUCAUGUGCGCUUUUACAUGCGUGGUGGCGGUGAGGCACUUCCCAGGGGCGAGUUUGAUUGCCAAUUUUGCCUUUACAAUGCAGAGUUUAGCGUGCGGCAUGUUCAUACAGAGCAAUACUAUUCCGGUAUAUGUUCGGUGGCUGAAAUGGAUUACUUGGUCGUUUUAUACCUUCGGAGCAUACUGCGGAAACGAAUUCCAAGGCAGUUUCUACGACUGCCCUGAGUCGGGUGGCCCUUCAAACCCUGCCUGUCUUCAGUAUACUGGAGAGUUCAUCAUGUCUUCACUUGGAUUCCCCAGAAAUUGA